Rangifer tarandus platyrhynchus (Svalbard reindeer) is the source of this 2244-nucleotide messenger RNA. The record is from the annotation of a GenBank genome assembly. NCBI's taxonomy places the organism in Eukaryota, Metazoa, Chordata, Mammalia, Artiodactyla, Cervidae.
AUGUCACAAGUCACAACCUCUUAUUCCUAUGAUGCUCCAAUGGACUUCAUCAAUUUUUCAUCUUUGACUGAUGAGGAAGAUACCCAAAACAUAGAUUCCUGGUUUGAUGAGAAGGCUAAUUUGGAGAAUAAGUUUCCUGGGAAGAAUGGUACAGGAGGGCUUUUUCAGGGUAAAACACCUCUGAGGAAGGCUAAUCUUCAUCAAGAUGUCACACCUUUGAGGCCAGUUGAUAAUACUUACAACAAACAGGCAGAAAAAGAAAAUCUGGUGGAAGAGUCCAUUCCAUCAAAUGAAUGUCCUUCUAUGAAAGUCAAAAGAACCACAUCAAGAAAUAAUCCAGCUCAGGCUCAGAGAAGAUCUCUCAGACUCUCUGCUCAGAAGAAUUUGGAACAGAAAGAAAAGCAUCAUGUAAAAAUGAAAGCCAAGAGGUGUGCUACUCCUGUAAUCAUCAAUGAAUUUCCACCCUCCAAAAAAAUGAAAGUCUCUCACAAUAAAAAGAAGUUAGAAGAAGAGGAAGAAGGCAAUGCUUGUCAAGAUAUUUCUGAAAAGAAUGAAUCUUCCCCAGAAAAAGCCAGGGGCAGACAUACUGCGCCUUGUAUCCCACCUGUAAGGCAGAAGAUUCUAAAAAGUACUGAGGAGCAAGAGUUGGAGAAGAGAGUGAAAAUGCAGCAGGAAGUCGUAGAGAUGCGGAAAAGGAAUGAAGAAUUCAAAAAGUUUGCUCUUUCAGGAGCAGGGCAACCUGUGAAGAAAUCAGUGAGUCAGGUUACCAAAUCAGUUGACUUCCACUUCCGCACAGAUGAGCGGAUCAAACAGCAUCCUAAAAACCAGGAGGAGUAUAAGGAAGUGAACUUUACAUCAGAACUGCGAAAGCAUCCUCCAUCUCCUGCCCGAGUGACUAAGGGAUGCACCGUUGUUAUGCCUUUCAAUCUGUCACAAGGAAAGAAAAGAACAUUUGAUGAGACGGCUUCUACAUAUGUUCCCCUUGCACAGCAGGUCGAAGCAUUCCAUAAACGAACUCCUACCAGAUACCACCUGAGGAACAGGAAGGAUGAUAUUAUGCCAUUACCCUCCAAAUCUGUGGUCAGAAUAUGCAGAGACCCACAGACUCCAGUGCUGCAAACCAAACAUCGUACACGGCCUGUGACCUGCAAAAGUGCAGCAGAUCUGGAAGCUGAGGAGCUUGAGAAGCAGCAACAAUACAAAUUCAAAGCACAGGAACUUGAUCCCAGAAUUCUUGAAGGUGGGCCCAUUUUGCCUAAGAAACCACCUGUGAAGCCACCUACUCAGCCUGUUGGCUUUGAUUUAGAAAUUGAGAAAAGGAUCCAGGAGCGGGAGUCAAAGAAGAAAUUGGAAGAGGAACAUUAUGAAUUUCAUUCCAGGCCCUGCCCUACUAAGAUCUUGGAAGAUGUUGUGGGUGUUCCUGAAAAGAAAGAGCUUCCAAUCACUGUUCCAAAGUCACCAGCCUUUGCUCUGAAGAACAGAAUCAGAAUGCCCACCAAAGAAGAUGAGGAAGAGGAGGAGCCAGUAGUGAUAAGAGCUCAACCUGUGCCAUAUUUUGGAAUGCCUUUUAAGCCCCAGAUCCCAGUGGGAAGAACUGUGGAAGUAUGCCCUUUUUCUUUUGAUUCCCGAGACAAAGAACGUCAGUUACAGAAAGAGAAGAAAAUAAAAGAACUCCAGAAAGGAGAGGUGCCCAAGUUCAAGGCACAUCCUUUGCCUCACUUUGACACCAUUAGCCUGCCAGAAAAGAAGGUGAAGAAUACUACCCAGGUUGAGCCAUUCUGCUUGGAGACAGACAGAAGAGGUGCCCUGAAGGCACAGACUUGGAAGCACCAGCUGGAUGAAGAACUAAAACAGCAGAAAGAAGCAGCUUGCUUCAAGGCUCGUCCAAACACUGUCAUCUCCCAGGAGCCCUUUGUUCCUAAGCGAGAGAAAAAAUCUGUUAUCGAGGGCCUUUCUGGUUCUCUAGUUCAGGAACCUUUUCAGCUGGCGACAGAGAAGAGAGCCAAGGAGCGGCAGGAGCUGGAGAAAAGAAUGGCUGAGGUGGAGGCCCUGAAAGCCCAGCAGCUAGAGGAAGCCAGGCAGCAGGAGGAAGAGCAGCAGAAGGAGGAGUUGGCCAGACUACGGAAAGAACUGGUGCACAAAGCAAAUCCAAUACGAAGAUACCAGGGUGUGGAAGUCAAGUCCAGUGACCAGCCCCUGACGGUGCCCGUCUCACCCAAGUUCUCUACCCGAUUCCAGUGCUAA